Messenger RNA from Sabethes cyaneus, 1446 nucleotides. It is a transcript of the gene TyrRS-m, whose product is annotated as tyrosine--tRNA ligase, mitochondrial. Gene Ontology annotation, molecular function: RNA binding; tyrosine-tRNA ligase activity; ATP binding. The transcript has 3 exons. Lineage: Eukaryota; Metazoa; Arthropoda; Insecta; Diptera; Culicidae. Gene Ontology annotation, cellular component: cytosol; mitochondrion. The record is from RefSeq and is a predicted model, not a curated record. Gene Ontology annotation, biological process: tyrosyl-tRNA aminoacylation. The coding region runs from base 45 to 1439 and encodes 464 amino acids.
GUGUGGCGGAAAUAAAAGGCAAGAUUCCGGCUUUGUGCAGCAACAUGAUCAGCAAUCGGCUCAACCUUCGACUGGUGCGAACUGCAGCGGUCCGCCUGAGGCGGUACUACACCGAGGGUAACAUUCUCAAGCUGCAGGAUCGCGGAUUCUUUCAGGAUGUCUUUCCAGCGGAAUCCAUUGAUAAGGCCCGCAGUGUGCUCGGUGCUUCUCCGCAGACAAUUUACGCCGGCUUUGAUCCCACAGCAGACAGCCUACACGUAGGAAAUCUGCUUGUUCUCGUUGGGCUGCUGCACAGCCAGCGGGCCGGACACCAAGCGAUUGCUCUUCUCGGUGGAGCCACGGGACAAAUCGGCGAUCCAAGUGGACGCAGCACCGAGCGCAAAGCGAUGCAACUGGAUACGCUAAGUCACAACCUGGAUCGAAUUGGGGCACAGAUUCGACGCAUUUUCGAAAACCAUCGCCGUUUGCUGUGGGAGAAGCGCGGACAAAAUGCUUCGCUUAAACCCGUUCUAGUGGUAAACAAUGCUGAAUGGUAUCGAACGCUAAAUUUUGUGGAAUUCGUUUCCACUGUCGGACGGCACUUCCGAAUGGGCGCGAUGCUCUCGCGGGCUUCCGUUCAAAGCCGAUUGCAGAAUGAAAACGGAAUGAGCUUUACAGAGUUUACUUAUCAGAUUUUCCAAGCGUACGAUUGGGUGCAUUUGCUGCGAGCUCACAACUGUCGGUUUCAAUUAGGUGGUAGUGACCAAAUGGGUAACAUUAUGUCUGGCCAUGAACUUAUCUCGCGGGUGGAACGAAAAGCGGAAGUCUUUGGAAUGACCAUACCACUGAUAACCAACGAAGAAGGAGAUAAAUUUGGCAAAUCCGCUGGCAAUGCGAUUUGGCUAACAGAGGAGAAAACUUCGCCAUACGCGUUGUACCAAUUUUUUAUACGAACACCUGACUCUGAGGUAGAGAAGUUGCUUAAACUGCUAACGUUUUUGCAUUUAGACGAAAUUCGAAGCAUAAUGGCUAGACAUCGGCGAACGCCAGAACUGUGGGAAGCACAAAAGCGGCUAGCUCAAGAGCUGACACUGCUUGUUCAUGGUGAGGAAGGCCUCCAGCAAGCGGAGAACAUUAGCGCGGCUUUGUACAGUGGACAGGUGGAAGCGUUGGGUGAACUUGCGGUGCGGGAUAUCGCGGGAACUUUCGGCGGUGCUCCGCUGGUGGAAAUUCUCCCCGAACCAGGAAUUACCGUGCUUGAUGUAGCAAUGAGGGCGAAAUGUUUUCCCACGGAAAAGGAUGCGGUGCGGAUCAUUCAAGCCGGAGGCUUCUCGAUCAAUCUGAACAAAGCGAAAAACGUGUCCGAGGUGCUGACGCCGGGUGUUCACAUUCUGAAGAAUAAUGUUUCGCUGCUACGCGUCGGUAAGCGAAACUACUACAUUGUUAGGUGGCUGGUUUAGAUUGUUU